This is a messenger RNA of Seminavis robusta, 423 nucleotides long. The record is from the annotation of a GenBank genome assembly. Lineage: Eukaryota; Bacillariophyta; Bacillariophyceae; Naviculales; Naviculaceae.
AUGCCUGCAAAGCUUGAGGAAGCAGCGUCUAUCAUAGCUCGCAUAGCCGCCUGCAACGAGGGGCGAACCAGACGAAGACCAAAGGGAGGAUCCAUAGCAAGCCAACCAUCCAUGUUGCGGUAUGGAGGUGAACCUCUUUCAUCGGUCCACGAACAGGUACGAAGCCAAGGAAUAUUCAAAGCAUGGCAGGGUGGCAUUACAUCACUAAAUCACGCAACGUAUGCAAAGAUGGAGAACACCAACCACUGGCUGUUGUUCACAUCGAGGGCUAGCUACUCUAGGUAUCGAAUUGAAACGUUGCACUCUGGCUUGAGGAGGGAGGAGGGAGGGACGAAACUUUCAACUUGCACCAGAAUCAAUCCAAGGAUUUCCUCUUACAAUCUAAUGCGUCCAAGCCCGAGAGAGCGACUACUAGCUAGCUAG